Molecule: messenger RNA, 2306 nt
Organism: Fusarium graminearum PH-1
Lineage: Eukaryota; Fungi; Ascomycota; Sordariomycetes; Hypocreales; Nectriaceae
Exons: 4
Coding region: 1-1470 (489 amino acids)
Biological process (GO): proteolysis
Molecular function (GO): metalloexopeptidase activity
Source: RefSeq, a predicted model, not a curated record
AUGAAGUUCUUCAAUGCCUUGCUCUACGGAGCUCUCCUCUUCUCAGAGGUGUCAGCUGCCAAGAAGUUGACAGCCAGCCAAGUCGAAGGUGACAUUAAAAAGUCCAAACUUCGAAAGACUCUUGUAGACCUUAACAACAUCGGCAAGAAGCACGGCGGCAACCGAGCCUUUGGUCUCCCCGGCUACAAGGCUUCCGUCGACUACAUCUACAAGGAGCUCAAGAAGCACAAGAAAUACCUCGACACUCACAUUCAACCCUUCAACUACACUUUUGAGCAGACGAGGGAUAUUCAGGUGCGAGGACCUGACGGCGAGGAUGUCUAUGUCAUCACUCUCAUCUACAACGUCGGCACGCCUGCAGGUGGUGUGACUGCUCCUCUGGCCCUUGUGCCAAUUGACGACACCCGCGGAUCUGGAUGCUUCGCCGACCAGUGGGAGGGCGUUGAUGCCAAGGACAAGCUCGUUCUCGUCAAGCGUGGUUCAUGUGCCAUCUCGGACAAACUCAAGCUCGCAAAGAAGGCUGGUGCUCGUGGCGUUCUCCUUGUCCACAACGCUCCUGGUGAGGGUAUCACCAGUGCUACACUCAGCGCUGAGAACCUGGAGCUCAUUGUCCCUGUUGGCGUUAUUCCUCAGGAGGUCGGAAAUGCUUGGAGGAAGCGCAUUGAGGGUGGCGAGUCGCUCGAGGUCACUUUGCUGGUGGACUCGUUCUAUGAGACUCGAGAGACCUGGAACAUUAUCGCCGAGACAAAGCAGGGUGACCCUAAGAAUGUUGUCAUGAUGGGUGCUCAUCUUGACAGUGUCCAGGAAGGCCCAGGUAUCAACGACGAUGGUAGUGGAACAGCUGGUAUUCUCGAGAUUGCCAAGUCUUUCACCAAGUACACUGGUUAUAAGAACAAGGUCCGCUUCGCUUGGUGGGGUGCCGAAGAGAGUGGUCUUGCUGGCUCUUACUUCUACGGCGAGCAGUUGACUGAGAAGGAAGCUGACAGCAUCCGAUUCUACUUCAACUACGAUAUGAUCGGUUCUCCCAAGCCCCAGUACUGGGUGCAAGCCAGCAAGCCCGCUGACAGAGUUGGUGGAGAUAUCCUCGCUGCUUGGCUCCGCAAGAAGGGCAAGACCGUCGAGUGGGAAGAGUUUGGUGAAUCCUCCGAUUACGCCGCCUUUAUCGCCCUCGGUAUCCCCUCAUCCGGUAUCUUCACCGGCGCCGACGCAGAGACCGACCCAUGCUACCACUUGGCCUGCGACACCAUCGAGAACAUCCACUGGGACGCCCUCACCCUCAACACCAAGACCGCUGGUCGCGCUGCUGCUCAGUUUGCGCUCAGCCUCAAGGGUGUUCCUGCGCGUGACAAGACUACUCCUAACCCCAAGAACAAGCGGGCUAUUGCUGCGCGUUUUGAGUUGUGGCAGAAGAAGAGGACUCUUGCUAGCAACUCGCACAAGUGUAACCACAAGACCAAGGAGGUCGUUUAAGUAGGAGUUUGUUGAGUUGGGAAGAGAGUUGAGAUGAGUGAUGAUGAGAUGAGAUGAUGAUGAAUAUUCGUGUAUAUAGUAUAAUUACAGUUUGAGUAUUAUUUUGUGAUUAUUACAUGUUGUUUUAUGCAUUAUUUCGUGACUCGUAAGGGAAUGCCCGGUCGCUCAUGCCAUCAUAAACACCAUCAGCCAUAUGUUUCUUUUGAUCCAUCUGCCUCCACCUGACAAACAACGACUAUGUCUGUCACUCAUCAAACACACUCAUAUCUCAAAGCCCACUCACAACGUAAUCCAUCACCGAUAAGUUCGAGGAAGAUUCGAAGCUGCCCUCCUAGGAUUGGGAAUAGGAAUCGCUCUAUAAGUGGGAAACUUUGGUCCCCCAGGAACCUGCUCUCUUUGCGCAGCCGGAGGCGGAUACUGCACCGGCACAGGCCUAGGAAUAGCAACAGGCACAGGCCUCGUCCAACCCUCAUGCGGCAUCACAACCGACCAAUCAUCUUCCGAACCAGAGUAGCUGCGAUAACUCCUCCUUAUCUUGACCUGUUUCCUCGGUCGACGACAGCAGCAGCAUACCACGACGAAAGAGAGGAUAAAAAACCCAACGACAGCUCCGACGAUGGCGCCGAUUUCAGCACCGCUGAGACCAUCGCCACUGUGCUGGGAUGGGACUGCGACGGGACGGUCCGUAGCUGCAGCCGACACCACGCCUAGUGUGACGUGCGUGGUGUAAGUUGUGGACGGGAGCUCAACCGUCUGAGUUAUGACUUGGGCCUCUUGGCGGAUGACCAUGUGGGGAACGACCAUGAUGAGACAAAUGUGAAGAAGUGAAGGUAUUC